AUAUGUUAUAGUCCAUCUUCAUCACAAACCAACCAACAAAAAAAACCCUAACGAAAACAAAUGAUGGGCAAACUUUGCUUCCUCUCCAUUUUCACGGCCAUGAUUCUGACAUCACAAGCUCAAUACCUUCUUCCAAUCACAAAACACGAACCCACCCAACAAUUCUACACCACUCUUGACAUCGGAACCACCGUAAAAUCUCCACUAAACCUCCUCCUCGACCUAGGAACCAACCUCACGUGGCUCAACUGCCACCAACUCCAAUCUUUAACAUCUCUUCACACCAUCGCUUGCGACAGCGACUCCUGCAAGGUCAUCCCUGGAAACGGUUGCAACGAAAACUCAUGUCUUUACCAGCAACCUAACCCUCUCGGCAGCGAGAACAUAACGGGCCAUGUCGUCCAAGACGCAGCCUCCUUCUCCACUACCGACGGGGGAAACUUCCUUUCCCAAGUCUCCUUGCGCAUCUUCACAUUCUCAUGUGCCUACAACCUCCAAGAUGUAUCCCCUCCGGUAGAUGGGGUUUUGAGUCUUUCUCCCGGAAGUUCGUCGUUCACGAAACAGGUGACCUCGGAUUUUAACGUCAUCCCGAAACUGGCUCUCUGCUUGCCUUCAUACGGCACUGGUCGCUUCUAUGUCGCCGGCGUUUACUACAUCAUCCCUCCCUUCGAUAACAGCACUAAUCAGAUUCCUAAGACUUUAACGCCGAUGAGAACUGACUCAGGAGAUUACCUAAUCUCUGUCCAAUCCAUCUACGUUGACGGGACUCCUUUGACGUUGAACCCUAAUUUGCUUCUUGGCGGAGUCGGAGCCAAACUAAGCACGGUGGUUCCGUACACUGUACUCCACACCGAUAUCUACAAUGCCCUUGCUCAGUCAUUUACACUCAAGGCAGAGGCAAUGGGGAUAUCUAAGGUCGCAUCCGUUGCGCCGUUUAAAGAUUGUUUCGAUGCACAAAACGUCGCCGGAAAGGAUAUGACCGGACCGAACGUGCCGAAGAUAGAGUUUGGGCUGCCGGGGAAGACAGGGGAGGUGACGUGGGGAUUUUAUGGUGCUAAUACGAUGGUGAAAGUGAGUGAGAUGGUGAUGUGUUUGGCAUUCUACGACGGCGGAAUGAAUCCGAACGAUUGGAUUGUGAUUGGGACACAUCAACUUCAAGAAUAUUUGCUGGAGUUUGACUUGAGCACGUCUACGUUCGCUUUUAGUGACUCACUCUUGCUCCAUUCUACAACCUGCAGCUCCAUUUCCCCUUCCUAAAAAUAGAAUCAGUCACAUGCGUAUGACAUUAUGAUAUCGUCCCGUUGCUCUUGAAUAAUAUCUUCUUUAUGUGAUCACAUCUUUUGAAAGCAUUCCUCCAUUUCGAUAUGAAUGAUAAUUUGAAGAUUUUUCACA
Molecule: messenger RNA, 1392 nt
Organism: Brassica rapa (field mustard)
Lineage: Eukaryota; Viridiplantae; Streptophyta; Magnoliopsida; Brassicales; Brassicaceae
Product: probable aspartic proteinase GIP2
Biological process (GO): proteolysis
Molecular function (GO): aspartic-type endopeptidase activity
Source: RefSeq, a predicted model, not a curated record